AUGGGUCGUUCCGCGAACGAUCACCGGGCGUCGAUGCCGGCUAGGCAAGCCGUUCCCAAGUCGGAUCCAUUUAGACCUAGCAGCACGAGACAACAGCGGCAUUCUAAGUCGCAACCUUUUGAUGCUGAUGAUUUGCGACGACGACUGUAUAUAGUUAUUGAAGAACAAGAAGCGCAGAAGAAGAGACAAAAGCGAAGACCAGACGAGAGUUACCAGAGUCAAGAGCAGAGUAGAUCUAUGAGCAGAUCAGAGGCGAGACAGACGGAUGCUAUAAAACCAGGAGCUAGCGAAAAGAGCUUCGCGACACGGAUGGCAAAAAGCAAAGUCACGAUAGCAGAUUCAACAAGAGAGAACGAUACCCAGCCACCAAAAAUAAAAACCGGCCGGUCAAUGUCAAAAUCCAUCCAAGACAGACUACGGCGCCGACCGUCAGAGGUAGACCCGACAGCGACCGAGAGCGCGGUCAAAGCAACAUCAUACCAGCACGUGCCCCAAGAAGCCGCCGCGCAAUUCGAACGGACGGCAACAGCCAACAGCAUGCGGGAGAGGAAUCUCGAGCAUAGUAUAUCCCAAUCAACACUCAAAUACCACGUCGAACGCUGGCCAUCAUCAGAUCAACACGACCUCGACUCCAGCACAUCUACCACGCACACAUUAGAACGAGUACGAAGCAAACGGGAGCUCUUCCACGACCGGAACCCCUUCCAGACCCCGCAGUGGCACCCAGCCGCCGAAGAAGAACUCUACCCUCACCCUCACCACCAACCGCAACCACAACCACAACAUCAACUCCGCCGCCACAGCGCCCCGCUAGUCAUGCCCCCGCGCCCCUGGCGCAAAAACAGCAUCGGCACCGUCCUCGAGGACAAAGCCAUGGACGAGAUCUCGUCCGAGGAGACCCUCGUCGUAGACCCCUUAUUAACCACCACCACGAUAAACGAGCACCGCGUCGACUGGACGCAGUGCGACGAGAAGCCGUCGGUUGAGGCCACUACUACUACUACUACUACUGCGACGGGUGGGGGCAGGAUCCCGCUGCUAAGAAAGGCGGAUUCCCUCUGGACGCUGAAGAAGCUAGGCGGGUUUAAUAGGGGUAGUAGUGUUGCUCGCGAGAAGCAGCAGCAACAACAGCAGCAGCAGCAGCAGCAACAUUUGCAGGAUGAUGGGAGUCCGACGGGUUCGUCGCCGUCGCCGCUGAAGUUUCCGCGGUUUGGGUUUUUGAUGAGGUUGAGACGUUAG
This is a messenger RNA of Daldinia loculata, 1239 nucleotides long. RefSeq lists its product as uncharacterized. The transcript has a single exon. The record is from RefSeq and is a predicted model, not a curated record. Lineage: Eukaryota; Fungi; Ascomycota; Sordariomycetes; Xylariales; Hypoxylaceae. The coding region runs from base 1 to 1239 and encodes 412 amino acids.